UCAGUGAGCUGUGCCUCUCCCAGGAGCACGUCAACGCAUUGUUGCCGAUGAUCCAAGCGAAAAGUCCAUUGUUGUUGCGAAGUUUUUAAUCUGAGGAUUUAAAGCACAUCACAUGCUCGGAGCGGGCAGCGGGGCACUCCACAACAACAGGAAAAACUAGGCUGCUGCAAAUAUCCACGUUGGGGAGGGAAACGAUUCAUCCCGAACGGAGCGACCAAACUUUUCUAGGAUCGCCGGAGAAGAGGCUUAAAAAGUGCAACUAUAGAAGGAACUUUUCUGUAUAGCCUACUCUGGUUAAACCUGACGGUCGGACAUCUGGGAUAAACAUGACGCUCAAGUACAGCCAGAGGUCUCUCAUAGUGCUGUCUUUACUAGGGAUUUUAUCGGCCAUUAUGUCCGUUUUAGCGGUCAUUUUAAUUUUCCAGCUCCAGUCUCAACAGAUGGCAAUAAAGGAGACUCCCCCGUCCACCUCCACGGUCAUACCAGCUCAGGUCUGGGCCGUCCUGCUGCCCGUCUCCGCGGUGCUCUCUGCUCUGUCCCUCACCCUGAACCUCAGCUCUGUGGUGGUGUGUUUGCUGCACGGCUAUUUCUCAACAGAGGUCUGCAGAGGAGAGCACGAAACGGAAAGAGCAGACUGGUUCCUUUUGGAUAGCAGAUCUAUACGACAUGUGGCUAUAGGACUGUUCUGCCUGGGAGUUUCUGUCUACUUGGCUGCUAUGUCCAUCUUUAUGCUCCUGGUAUUUGAGGUGGAGACCGGCAUUGCAAGUGCUUGUGUACUCUCUUUUGGGAUUCUAAUCCUUCUGUUCGUAGUGACCCACUCGCUGGUCAAAGCUUCCUGCGGUGCAAAGCAAUACAAGAGAGAACACCUCGGCACUCAUUACGAGAACGACAAUGGGAAUAGCCCUAAACCUCUCUCCCGACCCUGCGAGCUCAAGAUCGGCGUGGACAAACCGCGAAUACACCGGAGCGAAUCUCACCUCCAGCAUCCAAUGACCUACCCUCAAUAUAGUAACCCGAGACAGCGAGAAAAAUACCAGCAACCGCAGUACUCUCCAGAUAGAGGUUCCCAGGGCCUCACCAGCGAUAAAGAAGGAUACAGCAGUGGAGGCAGUGGUCCCAGAAUGCAUAGGACCAUAUCUACUGAAUCUGGUUUCCUGCAGGCCCAGGCUAAACCUUGGAAUGGGGUCAACAGUGAGAUGAGGAGUGUCCUCGCCCGCAAAACAGGGAUAACAGCAAAAGACUCCACUCUCGUGUGACAAGAGAGAAGCUGAGCAUGUGGUUACAGAACGUGAGAGACAAGCUGCUACCACAAGUGUCAUCUCAAACAGAUGCAGAACUGUAACUUGCUUCCUUAUUACCCUCAGCAAGUGUAUCCUGACUGCUUGCAGUCAACAUAGAUAGAAAUUGAAACACACCCAAUUUUUUUGUCAGUGGCUAUACUUUUCAAAUGAUAAAGCAUUCUUAAUUUGUUUUGAACAUGUUGAGCACCACUUUGUGUAAUUUGUAGUGUUUUGUAUAAAUGAAACUUGAUUUUAAAUUAAUUGUAAACACAAAUUCUGACCCAAUUAUCGCUCCCCCAAAUGUAUAGCUUUCAUUGUAAUAAUGUAAAUACGUUACUCUGCUGUUUUUUGCCAAAUAUUUGAGCACAGUGUGCACAUUUGUUUUGUUGUUUGUAUAUUUCAUAUCAACCUGAAAUCAAUUUUAGAACAGAUAAUUCAGAUUUAAAGUAGGAUAUUGUAUACCUCAAUAAGACAAUAACAUAAUAUUUAAAAAAUAUAUAUUUCACUUCAAAUGUCAUUUAGUUGUACAUUUCAACAACUGAAGAAAAGAAAAAGACAAAAAAACGUUCUGAAUGUGACAAUAUCAUGUCUGGAGGAAGAACUAACCUUGGACACCUCUGUGCUGAGGUCAUGAGGAAGUGGAUGGGGGAUGUGAAGCAGAGACAAGGGGACUGGGUAAGGGGGUCACAUCACUUAAGCUUCAUGCAGGUGUCAUUGAGAAAUGAAAGAACCACACAGAAAAUCAAAAAACAGAAAACAUGAAUCCAGAAUUACCUACAAGGAGCUCAGAACAAGCCAGUUAUUGGGGAAAUAAUUGGCAUAAAGUAAAAUAAAAAAAGUUAAAGCUCCAAAUAUAAAAAAAUACAAAUGAUCAUAAGUGAGGGAGGAAAACAGACCAAUGAAAGCAAAGGUAAAACAUGCACAAAUGUAUGAUGUGAAGCAAAGAAUGAAUACAAACAACAUUAAACUCCACACAGAUUGACUGAUUUCUCUCAUUUUACUUAAAAAAUAAAUACGUGUGUGUGUGA
Molecule: messenger RNA, 2308 nt
Organism: Labrus bergylta (ballan wrasse)
Lineage: Eukaryota; Metazoa; Chordata; Actinopteri; Labriformes; Labridae
Gene: tmem221
Product: transmembrane protein 221
Source: RefSeq, a predicted model, not a curated record